Messenger RNA from Ostertagia ostertagi, 1935 nucleotides. The record is from the annotation of a GenBank genome assembly. Lineage: Eukaryota; Metazoa; Nematoda; Chromadorea; Rhabditida; Trichostrongylidae.
AUGAUCUGCCAGUUUUAUCCAAAAUUAUCAAGAUCUUCCAGCACCACAACCCGACGACCUGCACCGCCACCUCCAGCUCCAACCACUCGACCAGCUCCUUCCACAACUAGAGCUCCUCCUGCAACGACAACAACUCGCGCGCCAGUACGUAGCAGCUCUCCAAACGCGGCACGAUGUCAAGCAAUAAUCCAAGAUCCGCUAGUAUCGGCCGAAGAGAUGUGGAGAGAGAAACUAGUCGUUUCUACAGAAGACAAUUCUAACCGGAGAACAGUGGAUUUGGACGCGGUAAUUCGAUCAAAUCUGGCGAAUGUUUGUGUUCCGCGACUGGACGAAAGCAAUUGCGAAAGAAAUACUUGCUAUAAUGCAUACUUCAGGACCAUGGACGGGACAUGCAACAAUCUCCAGCAUCCAUUGAGAGGAGCCGCCUAUCGCCCUUAUACUCGUCUUUUGCCAACUGUUUAUGACAAUGGCCUCUCGGAACCAGUCGGAUCAAUGAACCCUCAACUGCGCCCAUCUCCUCGAGCAAUCACUCGACAUCUCACGUCCUCUCAUGCCUCGGUUGUCUCUGAGGACUACAACGCUAUGGUUAUGCAGUUCGGACAACCACAUUGGUACCGUCCUGCCAAGUGCAACGUCUGUCAGAACAUCACAAGUCGUUGUAUGGCGGUGUCGAUCGCAAGCGACGACCCAAACGCUGGAUUCCGCCGCAAUGGAUGUGUCCGAGUCUCUCGAUCGUCACCGAUUUGUGGAUCUGGUAAUCAGAAACCCAGACAACAACUCAAUGAAAAUACAGCUUACAUUGAUGCAUCACCCAUUUAUGGCUCAUCCGUAGCCGAUAUGUCCAAGUUCCGUGAAGGGCGCACGGGUUUCCUCAAGCUGCCCUCUUUCCAUGGAAUGUCAAUGUUACCAUUCGACCAAUCCAAGUGCAGAAGUCGCACCUCAUGUACGGUAGUGUUCACAGCCGGAGACAGCCGAGUGAAUCUGUUUGUUGGAUUGUCGGCUUGGCAUACGAUAUUCACCCGAGAACAUAAUAGAAUUGUGACUACUCUUUCUCGGAUAAAUCCCCACUGGAACGGCGAUCGACUCUAUCACGAAGCCCGAAAAAUUGUUGGAGCAGAAGUACAGGCCAUAGUCUACAGAGAAUGGCUGCCGAAGAUCUUGGGUGCAGCGUUCUCUUCAGUGGUCGGUGACUAUCGGGGCUAUGAUCCGUCGGUCGACGCCACGAUUGCCAACGAAUUCACUUCGGCUGCCUUCCGUUUUGGUCAUGGAAUGAUUCAGGAGUUUUACCAACGGCUUGAUCCCAACUUUGGUAACUCGUCUUUUGGAGCACUCGCACUUCAAAAGGGAACAUUACAUUCGGAUGUUCUUGUAAACGAGGGAGGACCAGACCCCUUGGUAAGAGGUAUGUUCACGCAGAAUGUCAAGCGACCACAACGAGUCACCACGACCGUUACGGAGAAUAUGUUCGGCUCAACAGAUCUCAGCACCAUAAACAUUCAGCGAGGACGCGAUCAUGGCCAUCCAAGCUACUCGAAGUAUCGCGAGCUGUGCGGCAUGGGGGUCGCCACCAGUUUUGACCACUUGUCACGAGAAAUCCUCAACACAGCAACUCGCGAGAAGUUGGAGAAAAUCUACGGCAGUGUUGACCGAAUCGAUCUCUGGGUUGGAGCUCUACUUGAAGACCCUGUAGUUAGAGGUCUCGUAGGGCCAACUAUAGCAUGUAUUGUUGGGCCUCAGUUCAAGAGGACGAGGGACGGAGACAGCGUUUUACUACGAAAAUCCCGGAGUGGUCAGUUCGACCGCAGUUCACUCAGUCGGAUCAUUUGUGAUAAUUCGAACACUAUCACGAUGGUUCCAAGAGAGGCUUUCCGGCUUGGUCAUCUCACUCCCUGCAGCCAGAUACCACAAAUGGAUCUCAACAAGUGGAAAGAAUAG